Messenger RNA from Passer domesticus (house sparrow), 10133 nucleotides. RefSeq names its product peripherin 2 (gene PRPH2). Gene Ontology annotation, biological process: visual perception. The record is from RefSeq and is a predicted model, not a curated record. The transcript has 3 exons. Lineage: Eukaryota; Metazoa; Chordata; Aves; Passeriformes; Passeridae. Gene Ontology annotation, cellular component: plasma membrane. Bases 6047 to 7111 code for a protein of 354 amino acids.
AGCCUUGAGAUUGCAACAUGUUCAGCCUGUAAGAACUACAAUAAUGCCUUUGUUCUGCUUGCCCAAAGCUCUAAACAUUUCCACCUCCUUCCUGUGGCAAUGGAUCCCUGCAGAUCCAGACAGGGAAGAGACCCCAGGCUGUGGCAGGAACCAGGGGUACACUGAGGCUUCCCAGCCUUCCUCACGUGGAAGUGCCAUGUCCUGUUCCAGCUCUUGGCCUGUGGCAUGCAGUACUGCCUGAAUAAACAGAGCAGGAGUCAAAACAUGGAAGUUUAAGCUUCAGUUUCUCUCUGAAGUUGCUUCCUUGGGGAUGUUUUUCACAAACCAGUUACUGACAUCCCAGCUGCUAAUGUUUUCUUUCCUCCAAAUACCUAACGUUGGUCAAGCCACAGUUAGCAGGUAAUACUUUUCAGAGCAUGGUGCCAGACAAUUACCCUAAAGAUUUAGCAUUACCUUUGUAGUACAAAACACAUAACUGGCUCUUGGUCUCAGGCAUGGUGUGAAACAAGGAAAUUCAAUCUGAGAACAGUAAGUCCAGAAAAAUUUGGUCAGGCAAAUACCUAAAUGUGAUUUAUAGUUCUAAACAUACAAUUUCAUAUCUAUAUAUAUAUGCACAGAGUUGCAUGUUUCCAUAAACCUUUUUUAAAUUAUACUUUCCUGAUGUAGAAUCAUAACAGAAAUUCAUUACUGUUUUGAAACAACAGACUGUUAAUGUUGUAUGAGAAUUUAAGCACUAGUAAAGGUUUACUAGCGUGUCUAUGGACUAUUCAGUAUAGAAAUUGCAACUUUUUUGGGUCUCUAAGGAAGACAGACCCCAAAAAGAGAAGAGAGAAGCCAAAUCCCUAAGUGUUUCUAAUCGGCUAGCAAUCACCUGCAUAAUGUACAACUGGAGUGAACAAAGUCUCUUCAAGAACUCUAGCUCUGGUUUGCAUCACAGUGCCAACAGUUCCGCCAGGAACUUCUUUAAAAAUCACAUACUUUAAAGAAAUUCAUGAUGCUAGACAUCACCAGGGGCUGAAAAACAAAUGCCUGCCAGAGGCAUGGGAUAACAGAACAUCAGCACCACAAACCUUGUGCAAAUUUGCCCUGAAGAGAAGCAAACAGGCAGAAAGUUUAUGAAAAUAGUGGGGGCUAUUGAGCUGCAGAACCAUUUUCCACACGGAGUCAGGAAAGCCUCCUGUUUCAAACAGCUUUGAAAGACAGCCUAGUUGGACAGGCCUCCUCCAGCCAAAAAUCUUUAAGGCUAGUGAAACUUCCUUAGUUCACCACAGGGCUGUUACUCAACGUUGUAAAGCUCCUGUGUGUGUCUGGCGGAAAUAAAACAGUUCUGUGCAAAGAUGCACAACACUGAAGCCAUGGGAGGAAACUGAGGCCAUUUCCCAGGCCACAAAGGGCUUUGAGUGUUGCUGUUUGCUGAGGCACUGAGGGGUGGCACAGACCAAAACCUGGGUCCAGAGAAGCAGCCAGGAGGUUUGCUGCUGCUUCCAUGGAGCCAUCCCCUCACCCCAAGGUCUGUCCUGAGAGGGAUCAAGCCCCUCUUUGGAGUCCAGGCAUUUCCCUCUGUCUGCCCCUGCUUCUCUGAGAAACAGGAAAAGGAAUGGAGUUACAUUCUCUCUUUAGCCAGCUCUCUUUCAUUUAAAUAGAUUCUGAUGUGAGCUGUAGUAAAAUUGUUCAGUGAAAAAAAAAAAAACCAGGUAAGAAAUACAAUUUCCUACACACUUUUAUGCAUUAUAUUUUUGAAGACUUGGAUUUUUUUUCAAAGUUUCUUAUUUAAGCAGUAGCUACAUGUAGACAAGGUUCAAAUCUCAGUGGUUUUACCUGGAAUUGCUUCAGGUUUUACUAAACAGCCAAUUUCAUCAUAUACAAGGAAAGACAGGAAUAGCAAGAAAAAGAAUUAUGCAACUUGGGGAAAUUUCAGCAUUUCCAUUCACAUCAUGAUCUGAUUUAUCUGACUGACUUGGGUUCCACCUGUUGUUCUGAGAUGUUUUCCAGCAGUAAUGACUAUAAUGAGGUUUUUGUAAGCUUCUUUUAAUUCCCAACAUAUUUCUUUCCUGUUUCUGCAAAUAUAAAUUUUGAUUUCUAACUCAUUUUUUCAGCAGUGAAUGCUACACCCCAAGCAUCACAAUAAUACAAACAAAUAUUCAUAAUGACCAUCUUGGAAGUCAAAAAAAAAGCUGUGUUUUCUGAACAUGUUACACACCACCACAUGAAUAAUGGCUGAAAUUCUGGGAAUUACCCAGAGCAAAACCACACCAAAAUCCCCACAGUGUGCCCCAGCAAAGUUCAGGAGCCACAGAGUACAGCAGGUCAAAUCACUCUUCCCAGGACUUUCAACAAUCCCAGCAGUGAAUUUAGAACUUGCCUCUGUUUCCAGCCUCAGAACCUGCAGUCACCUCACAUGCCAAGUUACCUGUGUAAGGAGGUAGGAAAAAAGUCAUAAAUCAGACUUUUCUCCACCUGAUAAUCGAACAGUGAGGCACAAGAUUUUCAUCACAUUGUUCCUCGGGAGUGUCCCUGUUCACACCACUGAGUUACAAUUGAAAGCAAAACCAUAGGUGAGGGUACAUGAGCAAACCUCUCUACACAAUAGCCUCCCAUCAAAGGUAAAACUAGACAUUAUUAUUCUUGCAGUGAAAUAUAGCCACUCCUAGGGAAAGGAAAGGCAGGGGGAAAAAAGCCUCAAAAAGGCACAUGUUUCAUAGCACAGAGCAGUGUGAAAGAAAGAUUGGGCCAGGAAAUGAUUCUUUCUACAAAGGGCACUUCUAUAGUUUAGGCAUGUAUGUAUUUUAUAUCUUAUACCCCUGAAGAUGGAAAGAUUAAGAUUGAUCCAGGGCCGAGCACCAGACUGUUUAACAAAUACCAGAUUAAAUAGUUUACAUUCCUCUCUCUUAACUGAUAAACUUGUACCUUAUAUGUAGGUUAGCAGGCACAGCUUUUUGGAAAGGUAUCAAUAUUGUAUUGUUAUACACACACAUUAUAAUUUUUAACUAGAUUUUGAAUUUGAACAGAUUCAUGGUGAGAUCAAUAAUAAUUUGAAUAUUUUAUUCUACCACUUUUUUCUCCAAUAUUGGCAUAUGAAUUAUACAGUUGAAUUUAAUAGACAACUUCUGAGGAGACCAUUAACUCAAACAUUCUUGCAGCAAUUAGCUUUUAUCUGCUAUGGAUCAAUUUCAGCAUUUUCUAUUUGGAGUGGUAGUAAGUGCCAAACUAAAGACGAAUCGCAGCCAAGAAAAAGCUUUUUAAGAAAAGCAGAUGCCAGGCAAAAAGAGCUUUCUUUUUUAAACUGUCCCCAGCCCAAAAUGCUUCUCGAUAAUCCCCCAUCGCCUUCCUCUCCUCCAGGCUGCUGUGCCAGAGACAGCCCUCGGCUGCCCGCUUUGUGCCGAUGCUCGCACAGGGUUUGUCAGCUCCGUGUCUGGGACAUGGGGAAGCAUUCAUUCCCACUUUAAAGAGUGUUAACCAAUCCCUUUAAAACCCCCAAGCACAGCGAGUCAAGUUCAUGGGUAGGGCAGUUUCUGCCACUUGAGUCCCCAGCUGGUGCUGAGCUGUUGAAAACGACAAACAAACAGCGCUUUUCCUAAUCCGGGAUGUUCUGGUAGUGCUGCUUGCUGUCCGUGUUGACUAUAAAGGUACCACCCGAAGUCUCAAAGGUCUUAUUAGUAGGUGUGUCCCUUCCUGAACAUCAGAUCCAGGAUUUUUCACUGAUCAUCUCACAGCUAACGAUAGCAAUUUAGCAGUGAUUUAUGAGGACUCCUCCCGUUUCCUUUUUUUAUAGGCAGAAGAGUAAAUAUGGAGAGAUCAGUGAGCCCUGAAGCAUGUCCUGCAUGUUCUACUUCUCUACUUUGAUUCCUGAAUUAGAGGAAACAUUGUAGUGUAUACACUUACAUGAUUUUGCUGCAUCAGAUUUGUCAUGGGUAUCUAAAUGUUAAAUUAUUAAGCUGACAGGUAUUCAGAUUCAUCUGUGCUCCUGAAUAUGAAAUUACCCAUAUCCAGAGCAGCACCAGGCUUACAUCUGCUGUGGGCAGGAAGUAUUUCACUGUACAUCCUCAUGACCUGUAGACCUGGUACUGAAUUCUUUUCCACUUUAAUUACAGUUUCACUGUCAUCACUGACAAGAAAGGAAAUGGUUUCAUGUUCCUUUAUCUAGAAUUAUCUCCAGGCUGUCAGAUAAAUACAUUUUCCAAACUCAAGUCUCUUAGCUGAGCCCUGAAAGAGUCAGUGAAACACAACAUGUGUUACACUGGUUGUGAGAUAUUUUGCCAGGAGAGAUGCUAUUUCAGAACCAUUACUUAUUGCACAAAAACAUGAAUAGGCUCUCUCAAGAAACAGCACUUCUCAUCCUCUUCACGGCAAGAGAGAAUUAUCCCUGAUGGAUAAUCACCUUCCCUCUCAUCUUACACACUCACUCUUCACCAGCAAGGGCAGAAGCAGUGCAAACCACCAGGCUUGCUUUAGAAAAGUCCCAGUUACCAGCUGCUCUCCAGCUCAGUGCAAUAGCACCAGGGUGGGCUAAAGAAGGUCCACCAGAAAAACCUUCUAUCAGGACAGGAAGCAGCAGUGAGCUGCCAGCCUUUGUCCUUCCUGAAGGAACCUUCAGCAUUCCAGGAUCCCAAAUGGUAAAUAAGAAGCGUCCAUGGUACUACAGAGCUGCAGACUAUCAAGAAGUUAUAUUUCAGUGCUUGGGCUUUUAAAUUAUUUGUGUUAUUAUUUUUCACACUUGCCUUCCUCCCAGCACAUCCCUUCCCUCUGUCCCGGUGGCCAUGCUGCUGGCAGCCACUAGAGGAUGCCCCCAGGGACUCGGGUGGUGGCAGCAGCAGGGCUGGUGGACAGGCAAGAGAGAAUCCUCCCAGCCCCGCUUCUGGGGCUGUUCUCCCCUGCAGCGUUAGCACUCGUGCCCUCCCACACCUGCAGGAAUAUUUUCCAUUGCUGGGGGUAGCCUGAGGUUGAUUUUGCGUUGUGGUGGCAGGGGUGAGGCAGUGCAGGAAUUUCCCAGCAGCUCCAAACCCCUGUGGAGCGAGUGGGAGAUGAUAUUUCAAAGCAAGCAAGACUCAAGCACCGGCGUGAGUGCGAGGGUCCCUCUCCAGGGUUCUUCUCCAGCUGCUGAGUUGAAUUCUUCCCUGAUGUAAUCUCCUGGGUGGGUCUCCUUGGGCAGUCCUGCUCCCCUCCCUGGCCCGGUGAUUAUCCAGUAAGCUGCUCAUGCCAGCUCACCUUUUAUGAAAGCACCUCUAGAUUUCAGCCCAAGGUUUAUUUAUUGAGUUUCUCUGCACUUUUCCUUUCUCCCGCUCUCCUGCCAAGACUCAGAGAUGGUACAAGGCCUGGAAGUAAAUAGAAAAUGCCAAACUUGGUUUUUUUUAGGUCACCGUAAACUACGUGCUUAUCUGCUUUCAGAAUACAUAAGCCACAGGAUGUCACCUCAAGUCAACACAGAAGGAUAAGGACUAGAACGCAGGUCUGGCUGUAGAUAUGAAUGUAUUGGGAUCACUGUGGGGAAGUGCAUGUUUGUAUACAAGAAAUACAUUUUUUAAUCCAGAGCCCUCUUCCUUUUUCCUUACAAGUUCCAUAUUCUUCUGGCAACAAAGGUCUUUUUAUAUCUCUGGGGUUUCAUAUUCCACCCAGCAGCCUAUCAUAGGAGAGCACAAAUCUACUAAAUAGUAAAAUGAGGGAUUACUUCCACUCAUCUGUUGACAGACAUUUCUCCAAAUUGGAUCAAAUGAUUAAAGGUAUUAGAAUGACGUCUUGCAGAUCCAGAUCAAAUCAUUUGAAACCUUGAGAGUGUUUCUCCUUUGCUUGGAAGAAACCACCAGAAAUAGUUGUAGGUGCUAAUUGCCCAUUAUUCUCACUAAUGUGAAAUUGUUAAUUGGGACCUUUGAAUAUUUUACUUACUUGAAUCCUAACCAGGGGUCUUCAAGAUGGAAGGACUGUGCAGCGGCUUGCUUCCCGACGUGCCCUUCGGGAUCUCUUCCGACGCCUGAAUGGUUCUGCCUCAAAUUGCUUACACUGAGAAGAGGGGUCCAGGCUGUGAAGUCUUCCAACAUCUCCCACUACAAAGAUGGCACUGCUGAAAGUCAAAUUCAAUCAGAAGAAACGGGUAAAACUAGCACAGGGACUAUGGCUCAUGAACUGGUUUUCGGUGUUUGCUGGAAUCCUUGUUUUUAGCAUGGGAUUGUUCCUCAAAAUUGAGCUCCGGAAGCGAAGCGAAGUGAUGGACAAUUCUGAAAGCCACUUUGUGCCCAAUUCUUUGAUAUUGAUGGGUAUAUUAUCCUGCGCCUUCAAUGGUUUUGCUGGAAAAAUUUGUUACGAUUCUCUGGAUCCCGCUAAAUUUGCCAAGUGGAAGCCUUUGCUGAAACCUUAUCUGGCACUGUGCUGCGUCUUUAACAUGCUCAUUUUCUUUGUGGCUCUGAUUUGCUUUCUCAUGAGGGGCUCCCUGGAGAGCACCCUGGCCCAGGGGCUCAAGAACGGCAUGAAGUUCUACCGGGACACGGACACCCCCGGGAGAUGCUUCAUGAAGAAGACCAUCGACAUGCUCCAGAUUGAGUUCAAGUGCUGUGGCAACAACGGCUACAAAGAUUGGUUCGAAAUCCAGUGGAUCAGCAACAGAUAUCUGGACUUCAGCUCCAAAGAAGUAAAAGAUCGGAUCAAAAGCAACGUGGACGGGAGGUACCUGGUGGACGGCGUCCCCUUCAGCUGCUGCAACCCCAGCUCCCCCAGGCCCUGCAUCCAGUACCAGGUCACCAACAACUCUGCCCACUACAGCUACGACUACCAAACCGAGGAGCUCAACCUGUGGCGCCGCGGCUGCCGGGAAGCGCUGCUGAACUACUACAGCGGCAUGAUGAGCUCCAUGGGCGCCGUCAUCCUCCUCGUCUGGCUCUUCGAGAUGUCGGUGAUGGUUGGCUUGCGCCUUCUGCACACCUCCCUGGAAAGCAUUGCCAAUCCCGAAGACCCCGAGUGCGAGAGUGAAGGGUGGGUCCUGGAGAACAGCCUGAAGGACACUUUCAAAUCCGCGCUGGAGAACUUGAAAAAGCUGGGUAAGUUCAACCAGGUGGAAGCAGGAGCCGAAGGGGCCGAAGGAGAGGAAGGCGGGAAGACGCCAGCCAUCACUACAGUCAGUUGAGCUGCUCAUUGAGGUGGACUUUUUCUCAGAGAAAAAUAACACAAACUGAGAAUUGUGAAUGUAUCUACAUCUUAAAAGCUAUGUAUCAAACACCAGAAUACACAGUUCUAUGCAUGUUCACUUUUGUACAUGGGAGCAUACAACAUAGUGCACCUUGGGAUAAAACACUUAUCCACAAUGUGAGUACACCAUAUCCAUAUCCUUCUGGGAAUAUGACCCCAACUAGGACUUGCAAUAUUCACAUGUUCCCUUGUCAGAGACAGUUAGUGUAAGAAAAAAAAAAAUGUAAAAAAAAAUAUUGCAGGCAUCACAAGGCAAUUUAUUCCAUCUUAUUUUGAAAUUAAAAGUGGAAUUUGAAAAGUUAUUAUUUUUUGCUCAAGUUGUUUCAUCAGCAUGCUUUCUGUACUUCAGCUUUUAAGGACAAACAGAUUGGGUUUCUGGAGAGUAACAUGAUAGAAUUCAAAGAAAGAAGGAUUUCCAGAAUUGUAUAUAACUUAGUAUACAGGUAUUUUGACAAACCUCUCAUAUGUGAUUUUUGUUAAUGUGCUAAGCAACGGUAUUUUCUGCUGUAUUCUUAAGACACACAUAGAACAAGAUGCAAACUUAUGCUGAGAAUUUAUGUACUAAGCAAAAAUUGUAAUUUAAUGAAGCAGCCCAGCAUCAUAAAAACAACAUUCAGGUAAGAUUGAGGGGGUUUAUUUCUCAGGGUUUUUUUGCAGGCUGUAUAUCUGGAAUAUAUGUGUUGUAGACUUAUGCUUCACCUUGUAUUUAAAUUCUUUGCAGAAGCUUAGAAGAUUCAUCUUUUAGUGGGUGGAGUCCAGGCUAUGAGCCAGUUACGGUUACUCUGGACAUUUUACAGAGUAUGUCAUCCCAUAACUUGCUCCAGAAUAUUCAAGCCCAACUAUAUUUAAGGCAAGAAAAAGACAAACCCAAAUCUAGACCCAAAUCCAGGCCAGUUAGAACUCACACAUUAAAUGUUUUCCAGGGGCCUAGAAAGUGGAUACCAUUCAUCCACAUGUACUUCAAGCCUCACCCUUUCAGGCCAGGGAAAACUGAGUUUAAAUCAAUCCCCAAUAUGCAAAUUUUACUUUUUCAGUGAGGGGGUACUCCUCAUUAGAUCUUUUACAUCAAAGGGAAGGCACAAUUUGCAGAUGCUGCAUCUCUCCAAACUUAAUGUCAUAGCUGGAGGAUCCUGUUUUCAACUUGGAAUAAACCACGGAAAGAGUUUGCUGUGGCAUGCAGCCUCUAAUAAGGGAACAGAGCAUCAUCUUGAGUUUAUUUUGCCAGAUAAUUUCAGCUAAAGGGAAAGAAACUGGAGAGAACAAUCCCCUGCACCAACGACUGCAGACACCUCAGUCCCUCCCUGCAAGCCAGGCACCACACUUUUACCCUGGCUGUGCAAACCCUCUACUUCUUGGGGGUGUACCAGGGAGAGGUUUCUCGGUGGGUCCCUUCUCCCUGGCUGGUGGCUGCCCCUCAAAGGCAGCAGUGUUUGCAGCUGCGUCACCACAGCACAGCCCCCUGGUUUUCAUUCUUAAUCACUUGUGCACUUGCCCCAGCAGCACUCAGCUCCUCCAGCUUCUGUCCCAAUUCCUUCUAGAUGGACAGUUCAAGGCAGGACAAGCAGGGAUGUGUCCGUACAUCACGCCAUAAUUUCCAUCUCAGUGCCCAGGUUGUUUCAGGCCACCUGCACACAAGGUUUCAUUUUGACAGGGGUCUGUGGCGUCCUUUCACUUUCUCAAAGCUGGUCAAAGCUUUCAACUUUAGUUAUGGUCAUGAAUUUAGUUACAAUAAUGAAUUAAAAAUUCUCCUCUCCUGUGCAUAAGACAAGGACAAGGGCACUGACAAAAGGCCAACUUGCUACUCACCACAGCCUAUCGUCUCUCGCUCUGCUGAGGGACAGAACUGUACGAGCCAGAGCAGCUCCUCCCUGCCCAGCAGGAUGUCACUGGGGCCAGCUGCCCCUCUCAGCUGGCCCCUCAGGGAAGAGCAGGAUUGUGGAUGGCACACAGUGUGGCCACAUGUACCAGAGAAGAGCUUGGCAGAGGAGUCACGUGUGGAUAGGAGCUGCGUUACAAGGAUUAAUUACAGUCCUUCCUUGGGAGGCUUCAGCGAGCUGUGAUCUAUACCAGUUAUUUGACUAGACCGACUUUUCAAAGAGAUCUAGAUUUAUUGUUGCCCUAGAAAUCUGGCUUAGGCCACUAAUUUAGACAGGACUCUCCAAUUAUUCGUGGUUUCUGGUUUUUAUCAGCUUAUUGCUAAAGCAACAAUUUUCAUACCAUUCUUUCAAUGCCGCACUGGAGAAGCCAGUUCCCAGAGCAAUGGUAUCAGGCAGGUAAAGAGACCAUCUGAGACAGGUUUUUUAUGAAGAACAGUACUGGAACCAGGGAACAAAGAGUAUAUGGGCUAAUGCUGUCUAAAAUAAAGCCUCCUGGUUGAUGAAGAUCUUUGUGACAUCUUAUGAUUAUCACAAGAUUGUAAUAUGACUGCUUUGUACAAUAUUACAUGUAAUAUAUCACUCAUCCAAUCUUACACAUACUUGUGAUACUGCAAAUGCUGUUCUAGAUAAAGAUAUUUCUGCUGACUGCAAAUGUAAAUUUAGGUAUUAAAAUGUUAUUGCAAGUAAAGAUCUCUUUAAAGAAAAUGUUUAAAUAUAUACAAUUUAAUACAGAUUUCUUUAAUUUGCAUUACUGCUGUCUUUUUCCUUCUGAUUUCAUUUUUUGGAUCUGUUUUAUGUGUUCCUAUAGGUGGGAAUGUUUUCCCCACCUCUACACAAUGCUCUGAGAGAAAGCAAACAUUCCUCUUUUCACAUGCCCAGCUAAGCUCAGGAUGUGCAAGCAGACCCCUAAAUCACCUGCCUCUUACUAGAAAUUUGCUGUGCUAUUUUAAUAGCAUCUUCUUGUAGUACAUAGGAAUUAAAACAUUUUCACAGCCAUUAACGUGAUGUUAUGGUCAUGCUGAACCAGUGAAACCACUGACAUCCUCAGGGUCUUUGACAAUCAGCUGGGUUUAUAACCUCUUU